AUGGUCAAAGAGUCGACUCUGAACACAGAUGCCAACAGCCAGAUGCAAGCCAGCCCCACCAAUGAUAGCAGACCGACAUCUCGUCAGGACCGGCCUCUAUUUGUCCAGCCGGUGAUUUCGCGAUCUGGGACCAUCAUCCACGCUGACCAGCUUGAGGAGACGGCACGUGCUCCUGUCGAGCCCAUUGGUAUUCCCAAUGGAAACACCGAUUCACCUGAUCCUUUGGACAGCCCGAAGCCCGAUGUAACCUGGUGGGAAAACAAGAGAAGAGAAGAGGCAGAGCGUGCCCUGCACCAUCCAGCGACUCCAAGCCCCUCAUCUUCACAAAACGAAGCCGAGGACACCGGAGCCCCAUCACAGUUGCCAGCUGAACAUGGAGUCAAAGAUGCCGAUCAGCCCAGCUCUUCCCAGGCAACACCUGGCGCGAGUCGCCAAGCCGUGGAGAGCGACGAUGUGACCCAGCCCGCCGAAGAGACACCCGCGAUGCCGCAGUUGGAUAUGGAUCAGGCUUUGUCCAACGAGACAACACGUGGAAGGAGCCAAACAACUGUCGAUGUUAUCGCCGCGGUAACGAAAGCGGCCAGUGUCGUCUCUGACAGCGCAUCCGAGUACGAUUUGUCUACGGCCGACCAUCCGACCGAAACAACCGUUGAAGGUGAAAAACCUCAGGCUUUACAGAAUCUCAAUGUGCCCGAACACGAACACGGUCCCGAGGAGGUGCCGUUGCCAUUGAGCGCUACCGGUGACUCCUUCGACGCGGCAGGGGAUAUGUCCUUCGAGUCGGCGCAUGAGCAGCCUGUCAGACUAGCAUCUGCUAUCUCCGAUCAUAGGCGGUCUCAUGCCGGCGAGCACAUCUCUUUUGCUGCCGAUGAAGAACAAGAGAACACUCACAAUGCUUCUUUUGAGCUCACCGAGGCCAGUGUUACUCCCGAACAUCACGGCUCCAAACUCUCCGUCAACGGGGACGCCGCUUCCUCCGUCUCAUCGUACCACAAUCAGCCGAGUAUUGAGUACCGCACGACAUCAGACGAGCCGCCCGCAGUUGGAGUUCCAGAAGGUAUGGACGACUCUUGUUCCUUGACUGAUACCUCCGAGUAUUGCCAACACGAGGAGGUCUCUGACAGGCACCACCCACACCGCCCUCCGCUCGUCCAUUCAGAGUCGUACACGGGAGAUGAGGGGGAUGAUGUCGAUGUUGACAUUCCGCUGCAACGAGUGCCUUCCCACCAACCGCCUAGAGAAGAGUUCGGGCAUGAGGAGGUUGAAAACGAUCAACAUGCCGUCUCCGACCAUGAAACAGACGUAUGUCAUGCUCUAGCGCCGGUCUCACAGGAACAAGAGCUGGAUGAACACCCACACACCCCAUCUCUCCAGGUAAUCCGCGAGGAUGAGGUCCUAGAGUCUACCGUCGAGGAAACGGUGGCUCCAGAACCACAGCAGCAUGGAGCUGUAGGCCUUGGGACCGAAGACAGCGCUCACGCAGAAAAGUCCAUUGUGGAACAUGACUCCCACCACGGCAGCGAGCUCGGUCAUGACGAAGACGUGCCAGCGCUGUCAUCUUCCUCUGACCAUGGUGACCAUACCCAUUCCUCCUACGACGACGGCUCACACCUUGAAGACGACUACGCCCAACCCGAACCCAUCACGCCUAACCCCCUCAUCCUGCAGCCCUUUCGGACCGGCGACGGCGGCGAUCGAGGAUCGCCUGUUCGUGACCGAGACGUACCGAAGCUCCCGGAUGACGUCGGUCGACACGGAGAGGGAGAUGCUGAGCCCGGUGUCAGUGGUGCUGGAGGACAACCUGGUGAUCAGGCCCAUCUCGGAGUACUUCGAGACGAUGGCUAUGUGGGAGGGGGAGCAGCGGAAGGAGCGGAGGAGAAGGCCGAGGAGUCAUUAGUUCCUGGGGCAGAGCAUGUCAGUGACGCUGCUCUACCGCCGGCCGGGCUGCAGAACGAAGAGGCUGCGGACGACCAGCUGCGUCGUGCUAGUCAAGUGUCGAAUGAGUCGGUUGAGAUGGACGCUGCGUAUACGACUACAGUGAAUGGGGAGGGCGAGCUGUUUGAUGAUGAUGAUGACGAUGACGAUGACGAUGAUGAGGGUGAUGCGGAAAGCGAUGUCAGUGACAUUGAGGAUGCUUAUCUCAAUGAGGAGGGUGUUGUCGAUGCUGUCGUUGCGGCAAUGGGACCUGAGCCUGAAGAUCAAGAGCACACUGAAAAGGAUGCUGCCGCAGUGAAGACCUCAGUGGAUGAGGUUGCUGAGGCGCCUACCGAGGUACCUGCUGAGGCACCUGCUGAGCUUCAAGCUAUUGUUGCAGCUGAUGCUCCAGUUCAUACUUCAACUGAUAUUCCCCUUGAUACCGUCCUCGACCGUCCAGUUGGGCCAACUGUCGAAAUGCCAGAACCAAUGGCAGCACAGGUUGAGGCUGGGGCUCACAUCCAGGUACCAGACGAGACGCCAUUCGCGACACCAAUGGAAGUGCCAGGUCAAGCUGAGCCUAAGGCCCAGGUGCUAAAUACCAUGGGAGAUUCGGACGGCACACCCGCUGUCUCGGCUACCGUCCCACCAGUUGAGACUCCAGAGCCAGAUCAUCCCCGGACAAGCCCCAACUGGGUCAACGAGGCUGACGACUACUUUGCUGAACUGGAUCAAAGACAAGAGACACCUAGACUUCAGUUCUUUGAGCAACAGCGAACCGAUGUAAAAACUUCCUUAGCAUCAGAUUCACAGACAGCCAGCCAAGGACUCUCAGCCAGCAUUCACAAUCCUGAUCGCCCUCAAACACCCGACCAAGACACAGAGCUUGCUUACCAGGAACACCGAUCAACACAUCUCCAUAGCCAAGAGAAACAACAAUCUUCGCCGCAGUCCGUCCGCAGCCAAAGCACCAUCGAUUCUGCGCCUCCAUCGCCCGAACAACACACCAUGACAGACACCCACGUCCCAGUCAUCCGUGGCCUUGUCUCCACCCAGUCACCCAGCUACCAAACCGGCCGGCCACGGAACAACUCCCAUCUCACCGAGUACGACAAUCACCGCGACGAAUCCGAGGACACCCCAUUAGCUAAAUGGCGGCACCGAGAAUCCACCCUUUCCAUGCCCGACCAACCACCUGUUGCCCCCCUUGAUACCACUCACUCAAGCAAGCACUCCCACGCCAGCAGCGAAUCCGGCGACCAAAAAGGCGGCAGCCUCUUCCAGCGCAUGCGCAACGUAUUUGAGCAACAAUCCCACGCCUCCGACAUCAACACCUCCCGCUCGUCCCACUCUCGCCCCAUCAGCACCGACCGUCACAGCGGAGGGGGAGGCGGCGGGGGCGGUUCUGGACUCUGGGGUUCCGGCGGGCCUCUCUCCGGUCGUUUCGGCAAGUCCUGGUCUUCGUCAUCGAACGAGCACCACCACCACAGGGACUACCACCACUCUCCCUACACCGAGGCGGGGCACUCCCCUGUUCGUGGCACCGAGGGCGAUCAUGAUGCGUUGGACGAACGGAGUGGCUUGUUGGGCGGAAAGGAAGAUCUAAAUUGA
Messenger RNA from Podospora anserina S mat+, 3525 nucleotides. RefSeq lists its product as uncharacterized. Bases 1 to 3525 code for a protein of 1174 amino acids. The transcript has a single exon. The record is from RefSeq and is a predicted model, not a curated record. NCBI's taxonomy places the organism in Eukaryota, Fungi, Ascomycota, Sordariomycetes, Sordariales, Podosporaceae.